Nasonia vitripennis (jewel wasp) is the source of this 1324-nucleotide messenger RNA. RefSeq lists its product as uncharacterized. The record is from RefSeq and is a predicted model, not a curated record. NCBI's taxonomy places the organism in Eukaryota, Metazoa, Arthropoda, Insecta, Hymenoptera, Pteromalidae. The coding region runs from base 816 to 1250 and encodes 144 amino acids. The transcript has 3 exons.
CAGUCCAGCAUAGAUGGGCGAUUGUUGCGUAAUAUAUUCUGAUUCGUUGAAAAAAGAAGAGUUUGUAAAGGCAUGCUUUGCGUAAAAAAUUUUUUAUGCAAAUCAAAUUCUGGCAUUCCAACUGUAAGGUUAUGAUUUUAUUAACGAAAGAUAAUAUUAUACGUAUUAUUGCACGUAUGGCGCAUUUUUAAUUAACUUAUCCAAAUGCUUACUAACACCAAACAAAUUGAACUUUCAAUUUUGGUGAAUAUGUUCGUGUUAUAGUCCACGCCAAAUCAGGUAUUCCGAUCGCAUUUUUUUGCUCGCCCGUUUUAUUAUUUUCCUCUGUGAUAUAUUUUUCCAAACAAAAUAGUUGCAGAUAAUUCCAAUUUUGUCCUAGCUGUCUGAAGUGAAAAUAUAAUUGUUUAGGCAAAAUAACUUCUAGAACGCUUAAAAUCAACAAAUUACUUAUUUCAUUAUUUAUAGCUUUUUGAUAUGAUGACCAGCUUUGUGACUAGCCUGAUAGGAAAGGGAGGGGAGGGGGCAAUCUUAAGCACAUACCGUGGCGCCUUCAUUACGGCAGUAAAUCCUAUGUUAAAUCUUAUGGGCGAAAAAUAGUUCGAGCAGCCGCUAAAGUGACAUCAGCGCCAGCCCUCCCCUCCAACGACGCAAUCACAGCAAAUAACCGCCCAAUAGCAGCAACGGAGGAGGGGCUAGGGUGUCUCUCGGUUAACGUGCGACCUCUAGCGGCUUAAUUGAGCGGUGCAAACCGAAACAAAGUUGCACAUUAGUCGCAGAGUCGUGGAAGAGACAGGUAGUUAAAGCAACUCGAGAACAUGGCACUCAACUGUGAAGGAAAGGACUCAAACUCCUUGUCGAAAGAUUCAAACAAAUCAUCAGAAGUAAUUGAUGAAACCCCAUUAAGAUGCAGUUACAGUCAUACUAGGCGACUUAUGCGUAAAGGAGCUUCAUUUCCUGCAUGCAGGUACCUCCUCAGAGAUAUAAUUAAACAUGAAAAAAAGGAAAAGGCUGAUGCCGAAGCCGCCAGUAAUGCAGCUGCGGCUGUAGCUAUCAAUAUGAUUUUACAAGCUACUAGUGAUGAAAGCAAUGCCAUAAUUGAUAGCAGGGAAGACUCUCAUUUUGAAGUGGAACUUGUAGAUUGCAUCGUUGAAAUUAACGAUGCCGAACAAGAUGUAACGACGGCGGCCAACAUUAGCAAUUAUCCAAUUUUAGAAGUGGAUACUGAUUUGCUUACCAGUAAUGAGAGUUGAGAAAAAUCAAAAUAAAAAUUAGUAAUAAAAUAGUAUUUAGUUUUUAAAAAAUGUCGUUUUUAACUUAUUUAAUA